AAAUGGCAGAAUCUUGUGUAAAACCUCAACUACCUCGUCCUCGAAUUCCAAAUAUUAGAGUUUUUCAACCAACUACUCGAAUUCCCACAUUUACAUAUGAACAAUUCAACGAAUCCGUCGAAAUUCUUCCAAGUCGUCCCGAAUGUCUUUAUCGUCGAAAUGAUCCAACAAAUCGAAGUUAUCGAAUGAAAAAACGACCACCGGCACAAAUAUAUCAUUGUGUUCAAUGCAAUAAGCACAUAAAAUAUCCAUCAAAAAUAACUGAACACAUUCGAAAACAUACUGGAGAGAAGCCAAAUGUUUGUUCAAUUUGCAAUAUAAGUUUCAGUCAAGCACAUACAUUAAAAACUCAUAUGCAGCAACAUGCACAUGAAAAACCAUACAAAUGUUCAUUUUGUACGGCUGAAUUCUUGAAUGUUUAUGAAAAGAAUGAACAUGAAGAGCAACAUAUGCAUCAUCCAAAUCACGGUGAAACAAUGGAAGAGAACAAUGCAACGACGUCACAAUUUAUUCAGGUCGCGGAGCCAACAAUUCAAGCAGAGCCGUGCCAAAUUUACGAAUGUUCUGAAAUGUGCGGUUUUCAGAGUUAUGAAGAAGCCGAAGUUGUCGAACAUAUGACUGUCACACAUUAUCAGCAAACGGUCCAAAACGGAUUGAUCCUUCAAGAUUUCAAUGGUGAGCCUGAGCCGAUCUACGAGUUUUACGAGGAACAAUACGUUCAACAAGUACCAACAGAAAUAGAAGAAACACCGACAAUAAAACAACAAUCAAUUCCAUAUGAAAAUCUUCAUUUUGAGCAUGUUGAAGCAGCUCCAGGACCAUCUGAACCACAUUUACAAGUUGUAGCAGAAGGAGAAAUAUUAUAUGAUGGAGAAGAAAUAGUUGAUAUUUCAAAUGGAAAAAGUCUUAAAGAGGAAAUUCAAAAUGGUGAUGCCAAUAUUUAUGGAAUGAUUCAGGAUUUAGAAGAAGAAGUAGAAGAUAUAGGAAAUGAAGAUGAAGAAAGAGAACGUGUUCGUAUUAUGGUUAAUCCAAAUCCACCAAAAAGAGGAACAAAAAGUCUUCGAGAUCAUCAUGAAGCAACAGCAGCAACAAUGGAAAUGAUUGUAGAUGCAUCUAUAUUAGAAUUGGCUGAACCAAGUCGUCAUUUAAAACAAGGAUAUCCACCUAUUUCUAAAAGAAAAAAUACUGGAAAAAGAGCUGAAAACUUGGAUUGGAUUAUUGAUGCUGUUGCUAAGGGCGUAGACGUAAGCGAAGCGAGCCCCCAUCAUCGUAAAAAGCCAACACUGCACAAAUGUGAGUACUGUGGCCGAGUGGACAAGUAUCCGAGCAAGAUUCGUGCUCACAUGAGAACUCACACCGGCGAGAAACCAUUCAAAUGUGAAAUCUGUGGAAUGGCAUUCUCACAGAAGACUCCAAUGAGAUUACAUUUACGUCGACAUUUCGAUCAGAAACCAUAUGAAUGUGAUGUUGAUGGAUGCAAGGAACGAUUUGUCAGUGGAGCUAUACUCAAAAUGCAUGUUGAGAAGAAACAUUUGAAUAAGAAAAAAUAUGUGUGUUCUCGUGGAUGUGGCCGAGUCUUUUCAAGUGCAUACAAUCAAAAACAUCACGAAAAGAAGUGUGAACAGACAUAUGUAACAUGGGUAGAAGGUGAACAACAAAGUGUUGAAUCAGGAGAAGAAGAUGAAGAAUCAAAUGGAGAAUAUCCAGAUGAUGAUGAAGAAUAUAUGGACGAUAUGAUUGAUGCAUCAACAUCUCAACCAAUAAAUCGGGUCGUCGAACAUUUUUCUGAAGAGCCUGUUUUUCUGCAUCAAUAACUAUUCUCUUUCUCACUAGUUUAUCCAAUUUCUUUCACUUUUUUUUGUCAUUUUUGAAAUUUUUUUCACAGUUAAUCUUGAUAUAUUUCGUUGAUAAGACCUUUUUAAUAUGUUUUUUUUCAAUUUGUUUGGGAGUAGAUGAAAAUUUUGAACAUCG
Molecule: messenger RNA, 1971 nt
Organism: Caenorhabditis elegans
Lineage: Eukaryota; Metazoa; Nematoda; Chromadorea; Rhabditida; Rhabditidae
Gene: szy-5
Product: C2H2-type domain-containing protein
Exons: 7
Coding region: 3-1814 (603 amino acids)
Cellular component (GO): nucleus
Source: RefSeq, marked reviewed